Molecule: messenger RNA, 774 nt
Organism: Peronospora belbahrii
Lineage: Eukaryota; Oomycota; Peronosporomycetes; Peronosporales; Peronosporaceae
Source: the annotation of a GenBank genome assembly
AUGGUCUUUGUUACACCAUUAUUACCUACCGAUAUUGAUAUUUACGUGUUAGGCGUGACAUCCUUUGGAAAAUUGGCUACACUACUUUAUUUCUCAGCAUUUACAUUAUUACUUCGUUUUUGGGAGGAUGUAAGAGCUCAAGCACGACGAGCUGAGAAACCACUAGCUAGAGUAGCUGCGAACCAAUCAGUUAUUGCAGAAUAUACACGCGGAGCGGGAGCACAGCGUUCUGGUCGGUCACGCAAACUUUUUCUCGUGGCUAAUGUUUGGAUUUAUCUAGUUGAAUGUGCUAUACUUGUUUUAAGGACGCUUUUUCCACGGGAAAAGAUGGUGCUUUUUGAGAUUGAGUAUGGAUUUAUGGCGUUGUGCUUCUUCCUACUAUCUAUCAUGCUGGCAAAGUGUGCACUGCAGCUGCGCGUCGUGCUACUUAAGAUCGAGUUUUCUUCCUUGGCUGCGACUAUUGCGACGAGAUUGUCGCUCAUUGGUGUCGUGUCUUCAUUCCUUUUCUUCUACCGCAGUUUGCUACUGCUUUUUUCCAUGCCGGCCAUUGACGUCUUUGACCCACACGUGUCCAAUUCGUGGCUAUUUUAUGCCAUUCCGGAACUCAUUCCAGGGGCAUUGGUAAUAUACAUGAUGAACGUCAAGAGACAAUACCAGCUGACUCCACUUGCGUGGGGCAUUACAAAGGUAGACGAACAGACGCCGCUACUGCAGGAGCUAAGAAGACAGCCUUGCGACCUACCGCAGUUCCGCGGCCAAGAAUUGCACAUCUAA